AUUAUGACGAGUUUACUACAAAGUGAUCUGCAUUAAGGAUCUGCAUGGUCAUUUGCUGGAACGUCUUAGGUCCUCAUGCACCGUUACUUCCAACGUUAACAUACCUAUCAGACAAAAAUAUGGAACCAUACCACGUAUACCAACGAAAAUGAAAUCACGACGCAGUGAGGCAAGCAUAUGUGCCCUAAGCUGCGAUGCCUAUCUAUCUCUUACACCGGAAGGCAAAUUUUAGCUUUUCCAGUUGAGUUGGACGCUGGGAAUAGGCGGCUAAUAAAUGACCGCUUUGGCGAGUUGCAGUCGAAACGCAUGCUGAAAUGGAGAACGUCCAAAAUGCAUUAGUUCAGCUUAGACGACUGGGAUGCGCGAAAGGCGAGGCAGACGCCUUCGGGAAGGAGUUGCUAGCAGCUAAGCAGUUGCUCGAUAUAGCAAUUGCAAGCCCUGAGGAUGCCGACUGGCUUCUGGCCCUGCUUAUCUCCAACUGCGACACGUCCAUAAUUCAUACAAUCACCAAGUCAACCGAAAACCAAGGCAACGCCGACUUCAACUCUCAUGCUAAAAUUCUCCGGUUCCUGGAAGCCUGCUUAAGGAAGAACGGGGAAUGGAAAAGGAAGCUGGGGCUGCUCAACUGUGGACAGCAGCCACAGCAGCCACAGCAGUCACAGCAGCCAGCGGCAGAUGGUCAACACGAGCGUGUGCAGGGAACAGCACCUGCCACAACAAGCUUUUCAGGAAAUGAUCUAACGCAGACCUCGUCCGAGUUCCCCUCAUCUCUUGCUGUGAAGUUUGUGGAUGAUGUGCAUACAUACAUGGAUCGGGUGAC
Messenger RNA from Astrephomene gubernaculifera, 820 nucleotides. NCBI's taxonomy places the organism in Eukaryota, Viridiplantae, Chlorophyta, Chlorophyceae, Chlamydomonadales, Astrephomenaceae. The record is from the annotation of a GenBank genome assembly.